This is a messenger RNA of Aureobasidium pullulans EXF-150, 1311 nucleotides long. Its product is annotated as L domain-like protein. Lineage: Eukaryota; Fungi; Ascomycota; Dothideomycetes; Dothideales; Saccotheciaceae. The transcript has a single exon. Gene Ontology annotation, molecular function: protein binding. The coding region runs from base 215 to 1258 and encodes 347 amino acids. The record is from RefSeq and is a predicted model, not a curated record.
AGUGGAACAUAGAUAUCCAUAGGGGAAGGACGUUUGUCACGAGUCCGAUCUUCUCGCCGAGAUCUAGCAGACUGAUGCGAGGUAGAUUUUGUCUGCACGGCGUCCUAAACAAGGCGCGUGCAGCUCGCGACAGCUCCACUCCUAACUGCCGCAUUCACGAAACUCUACCAGAACAUACCAACUCUUGCCAAAGUUUCGAAAAUGGUUUGUCGUAAUGGACGCAAUCCCCGCUCGAAAGAGCUUGGCUGUGAGUAUAGCUGUCGAGCUGUGCCUCGAUGCAUUUCAUCUCAAGAAGCUCACUCGUCUGGUCCUGUCCAAACAGCAAGAGCGUCUGGAGUCGAUCAUCACGGUCCUUCCUUCAAGCCUGGAGUAUCUUGACCUGGAAUGGAAUCAACUCAGCUCCCUGGCAGGCAUAUCAUUUCCGCCUAACUUGACACACCUGAACGUUCGUUGGAAUGUCAUGCAUGACUUCUCAGACGCAAUCCUGCCUGCCAUGCUACGAUUUCUGGACGCUUCAGACAACAUGAUAAUUUCGUUCGAAGGCCUUAGCCACCUCGAACACCUGGAGCAUAUGCAUCUCGGUGCAUUCGAUUGUAUUUUCAAUAUGGACAGUCUUCGAACGCACAAUCUUCCGCGCAAUCCCCGCACUUUGAGUCUUACGUCGAUUGGACUGAGUCCAGAGAUACUGCGGAUGAUAGCACUGCCGGCAAGUCUCGAGGAACUUGAAUUGCGGAAUUGUCAAGUAAGUUCUCUGAGGGAUCUGGUACUGCCUGAUGGUCUCAAGAAACUCGGCUUGUGGAGUAACAAGAUUGAGGAUCUUGAGGGGUACAUCUUUCCCGAUAGCCUCCUGGCACUGGACAUCGGUUACAAUCUCAUCCGAACGUUGAGGGACAUCAGGUGGCCUUCCGGUCUCGAAACGCUGAGACUGGAUGUCAGAAACCUCAUCUCCUUGAAAGAUUCGUCACUAUGCGACUUGACGCGCUUAAAAGACUUGUCAUUGUCCUGCCGUCCUGAGUUCUUGGUAGCCGCCAAUUUGCCUCGGAACCUGAGAAAGCUAACGUUGAACGAGCACAUGUGGAAGGAGAAAUCUUCGAGAAAGUUCGCGAAACAAUGGCCACCAACACUGGAAUGUGUCUGUUUCGGCCCCUUUAGAGAGUACACCUCGAAAGAAAGUCUACUAGGUGAAUGGAAGAUCGAAGAUGACAUGAACCAAGAAGAGGCCUUCACCCUAACGGUUCUGUCGACAAUUGAGGAGUAAUUACAGGUAUCUUCUGUUCUUGGAGUUGUCACGAUAUUACCAACAAAUCUAAG